Messenger RNA from Labrus mixtus (cuckoo wrasse), 5432 nucleotides. RefSeq names its product v-rel avian reticuloendotheliosis viral oncogene homolog (gene rel). Gene Ontology annotation, molecular function: RNA polymerase II cis-regulatory region sequence-specific DNA binding; DNA-binding transcription factor activity, RNA polymerase II-specific. Gene Ontology annotation, cellular component: cytoplasm. Lineage: Eukaryota; Metazoa; Chordata; Actinopteri; Labriformes; Labridae. The record is from RefSeq and is a predicted model, not a curated record. The transcript has 11 exons. Gene Ontology annotation, biological process: non-canonical NF-kappaB signal transduction; cellular response to stress; regulation of transcription by RNA polymerase II. Bases 105 to 2000 code for a protein of 631 amino acids.
UCUUUGCUGCUGGGCUGUCAGUCAUUCAGAGCGAGCCUCUGUACUGACACACACACGUACGGACACACACACACAAACAGAGACGUAUAAACAGAGACAGCAUCAUGGACGUCCUGCUGCCCUCCAUGCUCGAGGAUCCGAACCUCUUGGCAGAACCAGCGGUGCAGAUCUUCGAGCAGCCGAAGCAGAGAGGAAUGCGUUUCAGGUAUAAAUGCGAGGGUCGCUCAGCAGGAAGCAUCCCGGGAGAGAAGAGCAGCGACAACAGCCGGACCUACCCGAGUCUGCAGAUCUUGAACUACAGCGGUAAAGGAAAGGUGAAGGUUUACCUGGUGACGAAGAACGAGCCGUACCGUCCUCAUCCUCACGACCUGGUGGGGAAAGACUGCAAAGACGGAUUCUACGAGGCCGAGUUCGGACCCGACCGUCGAGUAAUCGCUUUUCAGAACCUGGGUAUUCAGUGUGUGAGGAGGAGGGAGGUGAAAGACGCCAUCAUUCAGAGGAUGGCGAGGAAGAUCAACCCCUUCAACGUACCACAGGAGCAGCUGCUGCAGACGGAGGAGUACGACCUGAACGUGGUGCGUCUGUGUAUCCAGGUUUACCUGCAGGACGAGAACGGACAGUACACCAGAGCUCUGAACCCCAUCGUCACCAACCCCAUCUACGACAACCGAGCCCCGAACACAGCCGAGCUGAGGAUCUGUCGGGUCAAUAAGAACAGCGGCAGCGUUAAAGGAGGGGACGAGAUCUUCUUACUAUGCGACAAAGUCCAGAAAGACGACAUCGAGGUGCGAUUCUUCUCCUCCGAUGGCUGGGAGGCCAAAGGCUCCUUCUCUCAGGCUGAUGUUCACCGUCAGGUCGCCAUCGUCUUUAAGACUCCGUCCUACUACAACACCUCCAUCGUCGAGUCCAUCACCGUGCAAAUGCAGCUACGUCGACCCUCUGACCAGGAAGUCAGUGAACCAUUGGACUUCAGAUAUCUGCCCGAUGACAAAGAUCCUUACGGCUACAACGAGAAGAAGCGCAAAAGAGAAAACCUGAUGAGGAUUUCAGGACUGUCCGGUGGUCCUUUCGCUAGUCUAUCCAUGAACAGGCCCAAGGCUUUCCCUCAGAGUACCAUGGGUCACAUGAGGAAAGCAGACAUCAACAGUCUUUACCUGAGGCCGCAGCACACACCUGUGAUGCACCAACAACAGGUAUUCAACCAGCAGUACCAGCCGGCCCCUCACAGUGUCAUGAUGCCAUCUCAGGGUCCUAAUGUUCCUGUCAGCCAUCAGUGGGCCAACCCCAAUCCCCCCAUCUCCAUGGAAACAGUCACCAUCAGCCCAUCCGGUGCCGUGAACAACCUGUCCCAUCCUAACUCCAGGCCACAGCCAAGCCGUGCACCCAGUAUCCCCCAAAGAGUAGAGCACAGCUUUGAGAAUAACUUUCUCCCUGAGCUCUCCGUGACCGACCUGCAGUGCUUGGAACAACAGACACCUGGACAGAGCCAGCCAGAGUCUCAGACCCUCUUCCACCUGCAACACCAAAGGCCGGGGCUCCCCUCUGAGCUACGGACCCAGAAUCACCCACAGAACCAGAACCAGAACCAGGGUCUCGAGACUGGAUGGCCCAAUUUCAACCUCAUCAAUCCUGUCCAAAACCCGUUUAAUGGGUCCGUACCUGGAGGUGGAGGGGUCUCACAGGGUCAGGGCUCUUUCCCCUUCCUGGAGGGAAUUGAAGGGGAGGAUUUCCUGAAAGGUCUGGUGGGAGGAGAUUCUCAGGCUGGCUUCCAUUUAAAACAAGAGCCACAGGUACUAGAAAACACUGCUCCUGUCAUGCACUCCCCGAGGGAAAGCCAAAGGAACACCUACACCAACCUGCUCCCCCGUCCAGCCAGCAAUGGCACCAACAUGGAUCCAAUGAGGAGCGGGAACACACAGCCCCUCAAAAACCUGCACAGUCCUGAUGGCCACUUUCCGACUCUGGCUGACUACAUCAAAUCAACUCGACAAAGUAACUGAGAAGAGCUGCUUCCAUUAAUUGAACAGGAACAGCCCUAAGGACAGAGUUGGUCUAAUUCUUCUCUGUAGAGGGAGACAUCCAGCUUUUUCUGGUCAAAAUCUGAGUCUGCAUACUCUGGAGGCACCAGGUCGCGUUUUUACACCAGUAGGAAUGAGAUCAGAGCUAUGAUCACAAAGUCGUAUCAAUAACCAGACACAGGAAGGUGAAUCUUUUAAGAUGGAUGGUUUGUUUUCUUACAAACACAUCACACAGAAUUCUUCAGGAGUUUUAGAAACAUCACUUGUACGCUGAUGAUAUCCUGCUCUAUCUUUUUCAUCACUUUACGCUGAUGAUAUCACGUUCUAUCCUUUUCAUCACUUUACGCUGAUGAUAUCAUGUUCUAUCUUUUUCAUCACUACGCUGAUGAUAUCCUGUUCUAUCUUUUUCAUCAGUUGUACGCUGAUGAUAUCCUAGUCUAUCUUUUCCAUCACUUUACGCUGAUGAUGUCCUUAUAUUAUGUAAAUCCAAUGACAAACAAACUGUCAGAAUGGGUUUCCCAAAGAAUGACGCUGAACCUGAGUGGAGGAGUUAGCGUACGAGGGUCGUAACCUUUUUUUGCUAGCCUAGCUUAUAUUUGAAUGCUAGGUUUGUAUAGAUAUAUAUAUGACUUGUGCUUUAUUCUUUAACUUAUUAUAGUUUGUGUAAUCAGCUCAUCUUACUUCAGUUUCAUUCUCUUGUCUACACACAGACACAGGCACACACACACCUGUACCUCUUCUCUCUUACACACAGCGUCUUGUCCCGCCAUGCCUCGUAACUUUCUGUAACUUGUGUGUUUCUGCAUUUUUGACGAUAUUCAUCAGCAGUAUGUUAGAGAUGCUGACAAAGCAUCACUCGUCUUUUGAAAUGUUUCACUCGAUAUUCCAUUAUCACAUCAGGGUAUCCAUGCGAGUGGAGUCUUACUGAUGAUGAUCCGUAUCACAGCGCUCAUCCUAAACUAUGAGAGCAGGAGAGCAACGGCAUCAAGCAGCUGCAGAAAAAUAUUACAAUGAAGACAUAAGAUACUUCAGCUUUAACAUGAGCGUCAAACCUCAGUCUGUGUAUUUACAGGAAGGACUUACGGUCAGAGGACCUCUCUCUCUCUGUGAGGCGUGAAUACAUAAAAAAAACUUUGGCAACCAUACGUUUGCUUGGGCGGCCAGCGGGAGUGUCGUCUAUGUGUGGGAAACUUUGAAUUCAGAACGGGAUUAUCAUCUUGAUCAACUGAAAUAAAACGAGAACUUUUUUUACUCCUCCUGACACCCACAGUCAGCGAUCAUGCUGAGAACUGUUUCCUCCUCCUCAGCCCGCCUCGCCGUUGUAGUCGGUGAGGUCAUUGUUGUGCUUUUUGACCCAUCACUGACUUUGAAUGUUCACAUCAGGACACUGACUUGAUCCUGUCUCUUCCACCUGAUGUACAAAGUCACACUUAAAUCAAGACUGGAUGUUCUCAUUCUGGAUUAAUCUCAUCAUGUUUGGACUACUUAUACCCCCUUUGAUGGAUCCGCUUUACACCGCCUGUAGUCGAUCCACAGAGCUACUGUGAGGCUUUUAGCUCAGCCCAAUAGAUGGACACAUAUAAUACUUAUAUUAUCACCUGGGCUGGCUUCAUAUUGAUGUUGAAAUGAAUCUUAUAAUGUUCACAUACAGAUCUCUGUUUGGUCGGGCUGCAACACGACGUCACAAAGAGAGAUCUUUUUUGCAAGAAGUUUGACAUCAUGUUUUUUUUUUGUUUUUUUUUACAUUUAACUGCUCUCAACCCGCCCUCUGACACAUAGGUGUGUUUGGUGUCCAGCUGAUGGUUUGAGACAGACUUUUUCAUCCUCAAGGCCCAGUUGCCUGGUUGCUUGAUAAAAUAAAAAUAAUCCAGAUUUGGUAAUCCAUAUCUUUUCUACAAAAGGGUCAUGUAAUCCAGAUCACGUUAAUCACAGAGAAAAGAUGUAAAGAUCUGGAUAGCCAGUACUCUGAAGGGGCGCCAAAAUCCAUAAAGGCUGAAAAAUCCUCACAGCUGCUUUAAAGUUUCAUUUAAACUUUAAAUAAACCUCUUUAUCUCUGAAGCUAAACCGCAAUCUAAUGCAAAAAUAUUUUUUAAAGUCUUAAAAAGUAUCAACUACCCAGUAAAACUGUUGACAGAUUUAUAUGAUUUCUGAUAUGUUUUCCCAGAAAUCAAGUCUGAAUCCAGACCUUUACUGGGAUCAGGUUGAACUUUAAGUUUAAAGUUAUCACAAUCCUACUCAAAAGAUUUCAACAACACAGACAUCUGAUUUUGACUUCCUGAUCUUAUUUGUUUUUUUUAACAACCCAAUUUUAAGAUUGACUCAUAUCUGAUAGCUUUAAUCCUGUCACUUGACUUUUGAAAAUCCGGGCCCUGAUGAGGUCAUGAGACUGAGCUCACGUGAGUCCAGCUGGCUUCUGUUUGUGGCUGAAUCAGGUCCGAGGCUGUGAUGACGAUGAUGUCAGAAAGUACAGAAGGUUUCAUUCAAGACGUGAAUGUAUUUUUAGUUUCUUUAUUUGUCUACAUAUUGUAUAAAACAUUGUCUAGUUUGGGGGGUGGAUGUGAUUUUCAACAGAAAAAAAUAAUAUUUUGAAAGCUUCCUUAUUUCUUUGUAAAGAAUUCGUACAUAUUGUGUUCUAUUGCUCGUUAUAGCAGAGUGUUAGCCGUUAGCUGCUGUCAGCUAACAGCGAAACAUUCAGAUCUCUGAAAAGCUCUUAUACUGGCGGGUACUGAGACUUUCUUUAAGGAAGUGAGGGGAAGCACCUUGAGUAUGGCGUUUCCUCUGUAAUGACUAUGUCAUAUCAGUGAUCACAUGUUAUUCACAGAACUUAAACAGCAUGUUGUAUAGAUAUGAAUGUUUUAUUCAGCUUCACAGAAGCCGUUUCCACACAUGCACUCCUGAAGAUUUUUAGAAAAUUUCUGAGGGGCUUGUUCACAAAUCCACCUCACAGGGGGAGACCCUCCCUGUCCGGUGGGGGGGGGGGGGGGGUUAGUUUGAGAUGUUCACAGUAUCAGCAAAAUAGCAGAGAAGAACAUAAAGCAAACAAAGCUUAGCAAAGCAGUUAAAUACAGUAUGUGCACAGAGCUCAUACAGUCUACUGUAGAGCGUCAGUCACAGGACAUAAAUAUCUUCACCCCCCUUCCACUCGCUCGCGGAGAAUUAUCUCCGGCUGCGUUCACACAUACAGCUCAACAUUAAAAUAUCAGGACGUUUUUGUGCAUGCGUGGAAACACCGAGAGUUUCUCUGGAGACACAUGUCAGGGUUUAUGUCUGUCACCAGAAGCUUCUUAACAUGUCCUUUUUUUAACUUCACAAUGUUUGCUUUAAAUUGGAAUUUUAUAUUUUGAUGACUUUCUUUGUGAGAUUUGUUAUUUUUGGAUUUUUCUACCAUGAUUUCUUAUUAAACAGUCUGAUUCA